Messenger RNA from Impatiens glandulifera, 629 nucleotides. RefSeq names its product 60S ribosomal protein L2, mitochondrial. The transcript has a single exon. The record is from RefSeq and is a predicted model, not a curated record. Bases 3 to 629 code for a protein of 208 amino acids. Gene Ontology annotation, molecular function: RNA binding; structural constituent of ribosome. Gene Ontology annotation, biological process: cytoplasmic translation. Gene Ontology annotation, cellular component: ribosome. NCBI's taxonomy places the organism in Eukaryota, Viridiplantae, Streptophyta, Magnoliopsida, Ericales, Balsaminaceae.
CAAUGAAACAAAGCAAAAAGGGGAGAGCACUUAGACAAUUCACUUUGAGUACAGGGAAGCCUGCUGGUAGGAAUUCGUCAGGGCGUAUUACGGUUUUUCACCGAGGGGGUGGAUCGAAGCGAUUGCAGCGAAGAAUUGAUCUGAAACGAAGCACUUCGUCUAUGGGCAUUGUAGAAAGGAUAGAAUAUGACCCUAAUCGUUCUUCUCGAAUCGCUCCAGUACGAUGGAUCGAGGGGGUGCUGCUAGGCCACCAGAGGAAAUGCAAGACUCAAGAAGAGUUCGCUCCGCUGCUCCAGAUCCUCGAACCUACCACGACUACCAUCCGCGGUCCAUUUUCGUUCUCUUCCCUGCCCGGGAAGGCGGAUCAAAGAAAGAUAGCUUCCUUCUCUCCUGGACUGAUGGCGGCUUAUGUAGUGGUCGGCUUUCCCACCAGAAUGCCUCCUUGGUCGAAGGGCCCCUUUACUAGUAAGGGCGCAGGAAGCAAAAAAACUUGCGCGAAGGACGUUUUCUUCUCUGCCUUCUCUUUUACAAAGGCCAAGGGAGAUACUGCACCCCUUUCUUUCGGUAGUUCUUUUUGUUUCCCAAGGAUAGCGGUAGCUGGGACAAUUCCAAUAAAAUUUCUUUCUUAA